Molecule: messenger RNA, 5169 nt
Organism: Rotaria sp. Silwood2
Lineage: Eukaryota; Metazoa; Rotifera; Eurotatoria; Philodinida; Philodinidae
Source: the annotation of a GenBank genome assembly
AUGGUUUAUACUGAACACCAACGCACGGAAUUUCGAUGUGGAAAUGGUCGUUGUAUACCAUAUUCUUGGGUAUGUGAUGGUCAACGAGAUUGUAUAAAUGGUACUGAUGAACCAGCUGAUUGUCGUUCAUCAAAUCGAACAUGUCCAGCUGGUCUUUGGAAAUGUGAUAAUGGUCGAUGUAUUAGUCCACAACAGCGAUGUAAUGGUAUUGAUGAUUGCCGAGAUGGAAGCGAUGAAGAUGAACGGCAUAAUUGUGCUGAAAUGCCUUGUAGUUCAACACAAUUUCGUUGUCCAUCAGGCUUAAAAUAUAAUUCACGUUUAAGAUGUCUUGAUUUAUCAGCUGUUUGUAAUCGAGUUGCAAAUUGUAUGCGUGGAGAAGAUGAAGCUAAUUGUACAAGACGUAAUUGUUCAUCAUAUCAAUUUCAAUGUAAUAAUGGUCUUUGUGUACCACUUUCGUAUGUUUGUGAUCAUGACAAUGAUUGUGGAGAUGGAUCAGAUGAACCUGCUUCAUGUGCGUCACAAUAUCGAAAUUGUACUAAUACAGAAUAUCGAUGUGAAAAUGGACGAUGUGUAUCAAAAUCAUCGACAUGUAAUGGAUAUAAUGAUUGUCAUGAUAAUUCAGAUGAAAAACCAUCAUUAUGUCAAGCAGAACAAUGUCCAUCUGGACAAUUUCAAUGUCAAAAUAAAGAAUGUAUACCAUAUGAAGUUGUUUGUAAUGGUGUAAGAAAUUGUACUGAUGGAAGUGAUGAACCAGCUAGUUGUGGUGUUAAUGAAUGUGCUUCAUCAAUUUUAAGUGGUUGUGAACAUGGCUGUGUUAAUACAUUAACUUCUUUUCGAUGUAUAUGUCGAACGGGUUAUAAAUUAGCACCAAAUCAAAAAAAUUGCUGGGAUAUCAACGAAUGUGUUGAAACUCCAAGUGUUUGUCAACAAUUUUGCGAAAAUAUACCAGGCACUUAUAUAUGCAAAUGUGCACCUGAUUAUGAAAAAGGUCUUGAUGGACGUAGUUGUAAUCGAUUAAAUCGAACCAUUGUUCCAUAUGUAUAUUAUACAAAUAGAUAUUAUGUUCGUGCUAUUGGUCUUGAUGAACAAAAUGAAUUAACUGUUUCACGUGGUUUUAUGGAGUUAUCAAGUAUAACAUAUGAUUGGAAAGAUCAAAAAUUAUAUAUAGGUGAUCGAGUGGCUGGUAAAAUUUAUCGAAUGAAUUUUAAUGGAACACAAUCAACAGUUAUAAUAGAAGAUAAUCAAAUACGUUAUCUACGAGCAUUAGCUAUCGAUUGGAUUGGACGAAAAUUAUAUCAAUUAUUGAGUACACCAGAAAUUCGUGUUAGUGAAUUAGAUGGUCGCUAUGGUAUAACAUUACUUGAUUCAAGAUAUUUAUCACAACCAAAUUAUCUUGCUAUUGAUCCAUUAGUUGGUUAUUUAUUUUAUUCAGAUUGGGGACAAGCACAUAUUGGAAGAAUUAAUUUAGAUGGAAAUAAUUUUGUUAAAAUUAUUGGUACAGAUGUAGCUGGACCAUUAGGUUUAACAAUUGAUAUUAUUACUCAAAGAGUAUUUUGGAUCGACAGACGUUUACAAAGAUUAGAAUUCAGUAAUUAUAAUGGUGGCGAACGUAAAAUAGCAUUUUCUGGUCAUGAUUAUGUUCCAUAUUCACUCAGUGUUAGUUUUAUUGAUGGUUAUGUUAUAUGGUCUGAUUUUACAAAUCAUUCAUUAAUUCGUGCUGAUGCAUUGAAUGGUUCAAAUAAACGUGUACUUCUACCGAAUACAAUAAAUGAAGUUGUAGCUCUUACUAUUGUUCAUCCAUCAUUACAACCGCAAAUUCCUAAUCCAUGUGGAAUAAACAAUGGUGGUUGUUCACAUUUAUGUUUAUUAUCAGUAAAUCAAUCAUAUACAUGCGCAUGUCCUGAACAUUUUUCAUUUAUUAAUAAUGGAAAUAAUCGAACAUGUGUAUCAAAUUGUAGUUGUAAUCAACAUCGCUGUGGUCCACCGAAUGAACGAUGUAUACCAUGGCCAGCAAAAUGUAAUGGAGUUAAUGAUUGUGAAGAUGGAUCUGAUGAACCUAGUACAUGUCCACAACGACAAUGUUCACCAACACAAUUUCAAUGUCGAAAUCAAAAUUGUACACCUAUUUCAUAUGUUUGUAAUGGAAUGGAUAAUUGUGGUGAUAAUUCAGAUGAAGAAAAUUGUGAAUGUCGUUGUAUGCCAGGCACAUUCCGUUGUAAUUCUGGUUCAUGUUUACCAAUGAGAUUUCGUUGUGAUGGUUAUCGACAAUGUUCUGAUGGUAGUGAUGAAUUAAAUUGUAGUAAUCGUACAUGUACUCAUUAUCAAUUUACAUGUACUAAUGGACGAUGUAUACCAGAAUCAUACGAAUGUGAUUUAGAUAAUGAUUGUGGUGAUAAUAGUGAUGAAAAUGCAUAUUUUUGUCGUAAUCGACCUUGUCGUGAAGAUCAAGUUCGUUGUCCAAAUUCGUAUAAAUGUAUUUCACAAACAGCACGUUGUGAUGGAUACAAUGAUUGUCGUGAUAAUAGUGAUGAAAAUCCAAAUCAAUGUCCACCAUGUCAUGAUGCAAAUCAUUUUCGAUGUAAUAAUGGACAAUGUAUUCCAAGAAGUUUUCAAUGUAAUCAUCGAAAUGAUUGCCGUGAUGGAUCAGAUGAAAAUCCAGCAAUAUGUAUCGAUACUUAUCGUCAAUGCAGUGAAGAUGAAUUUCGAUGUUCGAAUGGUCGAUGUAUUCCACAACGAUGGGUGUGCAAUCAUGAUAAUGAUUGUGGUGAAGGUGAUACAUCGGAUGAAGCUGUUGAUUGUCCUUCUGAACCAUGUCAGAAUGGAUACUUUAAAUGUGCAUCUGGCCAUUGCGUAAGGAAUACAAGUCGCUGCGAUGGUUAUCUUCAAUGUCGGGAUGGUUCGGACGAAAUGGGUUGUUCAACACCUUGUCCAGCACACCGUUUUACUUGUAACAAUACUCUUUGUAUCAAUAAGAACUGGGUUUGUGAUGGAGAUAAUGAUUGUCUUGAUAAUAGAUGUACAAAUGGUCGAUGCAUCUAUCGAUGGCGUAUGUGUGAUCAUAUAGAUAAUUGUGGAGAUGGUAGUGAUGAAGAUAUUCAUGGUGUAUGUCAACCAAAUCGGCCAGUAACAUGUCCAGAAUUUAAUUGUACACAUACAAAUCGUUGUAUACGAUAUUCAGAUUUAUGUGAUGAAAUCGAUGAUUGUGGUGAUGAAUCCGAUGAAUUAUCAUGUAAUGAUACAAUGACAUGUAAUAGUACAAAUAAUUGUGAUCAAAGAUGUCACGAUUUACCAAAUGGACGAGGAAUUGUUUGUUCAUGUAAUACAGGUUAUAAAUUGAAUAAAGAAUCAUUUAAAUGUGAAGAUAUAAAUGAAUGUGAAAAUGUUACAUUAAACUAUUGUUCACAAAAAUGUCUCAAUACUAAAGGUGGUUUUCGAUGUGGAUGUGCAGCUGGUUUUGAACCCAGUGCUGUUAAUAGAUCAGAUUGUCAUCCAGCAGAACAAACAAUUGAUCUUCUCAUAUCUGAACCCGAUGAAAUUCGUCGUCUUCGUCGAAAUACUAUAGAAAAUGUAUCCCAUUAUGGUGUACUUAUUGAAGAUCAACAUGCUGUUAGUUUUAUUUCUAUUGAUACAAAUAAUCGUAUAUUCUAUUGGAUUGAUGACUCUACAUCAGAAAUUUAUCGUGCACAUCUUACACCGAAUGCAAUAUCCACAGCAUAUCCUCAAGCACUUCUACCAGAAGAUGCGAAUCAAUUAAUAAAUCCAAGUAGUAUUGCUAUUGAUUGGAUAGGUCAAAAUCUUUAUGUUACUGAUAUUAUUCAUGGUUGUAUAUGGCUUUUAAAAAAUGAUGGACGUUAUGCAACUAAAGUAAUAACAGAUAUUGAAUCACCAUGGGUUGUUGCUGUUAAUCCAAUACUCGGAAUACUUUAUUUUAUUAAUUAUGAACAUGGACCUAUGGAUAAUUCAGAUGAACGUAUUGUUGCUAUUGAAUCAGCUUAUAUGAAUGGUGAAAACCGUACAAUAUUAGUUGACACGGAUAUAGAAUAUCCAACGGACUUAGUUAUUGAUUUUUAUCAAAAUUAUCGUGUUUAUUGGACAGAUGAAAAAAAAGAAUCAAUUGAAUCAAUGAAUUAUGAUGGAACAGAUCGUCUUGUUAUAGCACAUAUUGGAGUACAUGCACCACAUUCAUUAGAUGUAUUUGCAAGUCAUAUAUAUUGGAUUAAUCGAAAUAAUCGUUCAUUGUACAUGAUUGAAAAAUUUGGACGUGGAGUAUCAACACUUGUUAUUGAUAAAUUAGAAUUACCUUUAUUCGCACGAAUUUAUCAUCCAUUGAAACAACUUCAAUCAGUAUCAAAUCCAUGUGCAUCAGCUAAUUGUUCGCAUUUAUGUGUUUUGAAAUCAUCAAAUCAAUAUCAAUGUUUAUGUCCAUUUAAUAAAACAAUUCAAGAAGAUAGUCGAACAUGUAAUGCACCAUUUGUUACUGAACCUGUAGGUCCUUUACAAUGUAAUUGUGUAUAUGGUAAAUGUGUUUAUCAUGUUGAUGAAAAUGCUGAUCAUCGAAUAAAUGGGUGUCUUUGUUUCAAAGGUUAUCAUGGUGAAUAUUGUGAUAUAAACUAUCCUCCACCUCCUCCACCUCCUCCACAGUGGUUAAAAAUUGUUAUUAUUGCAUUAGUUAGUUUAUUAUUAAUUGGUAUUCUUACGUUUGGUUUGAGUCAAUUGAAACGUAAAGGAAAAUUACCAUCGAUUGCAACUUCACCAUUACCAUCGCGUGUUCGAACAGCAAUGAACAAUGUGCGUAAUUUUAUUACACGUUCAACCGAUAAUAUAAAUACAGUUUUCUUUCCAAAUGCUCAAUCUACUGCAGUACGAGAUCUGUCAAUAAUUGUAAAAAAAAAUAUAGAUUUUUGUUUUGUCAUUUUUAAGGAACCAGCAGUAGUAUUUCCAAAUCCAAUGUAUGCUGCAACAUUAACAGCAUCUAAUCAACCAGCUCAAUUGACGACAUCAUCUGACGAACCUGCUAAAUUAAAUGUUAAAGUUCGGUCAGCUCCAUCAAAGCCAAGUCGUACUCCUGCAUCUCCUCUUCGUCAACAAGUACAUUUUGAUCCCCAAAGCAAAGAUACUGAUCACGAUAAAGCUAAUUUAGUUGUACGAAGUAGUGGCGGCGAUGCAUAA